GCACGUGUAAAUUCAAAUGCAUUUUCCAACAUUAUGGUGAUAUUUUGUACCACGUUAAUCAACACAGUUUUAACAUAAACAAAAGCGGUAGAAGUAACAAACUGUAGCAGCAUAUACAACAUUAACCAAGAUAGAAUAUGGAUAUUAGGAACUGGAUUGGAUUGUUUGUGUUGGGGACAAUCAAUAACCUACCGUAUGUGAUUGUAACAUCCGCAGCUAGUACCAUAGCAGACAGCUUUGGAAAGAAAAAUCUGAUAGGACUAGUAUUUGGAGCAAAUGUGGCACUUUCUGCAAUAGUGAAAACAAUUAAUGGUGCGUUCCUGCUAAAUGUUCCUUAUGGGGCCAGGUUUAUCGCUAAUGCUGUAUUGAUGCUCAUAGGUCUAUUUGGAGUUGCAUAUGCACCUAGUUUUUGGUUCUCCUUGGUCUGUAUUGUGUUUGUUGGUGCUAGUGCAGCAUUUGGAGAAAAUGUUGCUCUGGGAUACUUGAGACUGUUUCCCAGUAAGAUGGUGAAUGCUUGGUCCAGUGGUACAGGUAUGGCAGGCGUUCUUGGUUCGCUGCUCUACAUUACUUUUGGAUGUGUUGUUGGGGCAGGGGGAGAUAACCAGGAUAAACUCAGACACCUUAUACAAUAUGCUUUUUUACUGACGAGCCCAGCUGUUGCAUUAUACCUCGUAUCUUACUUCUUUAUCAUCAAAUGCCCAAAGACUGUGCCAGCCGUCCCUCAAGUACAGGAAGAAAAGGAACCAAUGCUAGGUGAUUCCUCUACUAUACAGGAUGAAGAAGAAUUUCCUUCUGUUGAUGUAAAGGAGUCAUCAUUUAGGAGAAUUUUUAGAUGUUUAAAGCUUGUCCUGUGGAUGGCCCUCAAUCUGAGUGCAGUUUACCUGUUUGAGUACAUAGCCCAGGGUUGUGCAGCCAAGGUUCGACCAAAGUCUGAGUACAAUGUUGGGUGUCCGGAACUGUAUGCUGGUCUCUCACUCUGUUAUCAGGCUGGAGUGUUUGUAUCAAGGUCAUCAGUACAGAUGUUCCAGAUCAGAAAAGUACAUAUACUGUCAAUACUACAGUUCAUUAACAUGAUGUUGUGGCUGAUUGACGUUCAUUACAAGUUUUUACCAGUGUCAAUAUUGCCAUCUUUGAUGAUCUACGUAGGUCUGCUUGGCGGAGCCUCAUAUGUAAAUAUAUUUUACCUGCUUCUACAUGAUGAUAAAUACCCAGACAAGGACAGGGAACUGUGUAUAAACAUUACAGCAUUAUUUAUAACCUUUGGUAUUAUUGGAGGGACUGCUGUAGAGACUCUGUUGUUCAGCACUGCACUCAAAAAUGAUUAAUACUGUGAGAGAACUUCAUCGUUCUAGACUAAAGUGACAUUCCAGCAGACCCUGAUCAGGCAUUCGCUUACAGACAUUGGCACUUUGGAUUUCCCCCCAGCAUUGAAUUUGUUUUCACUGUUGAAAGAUGUAAACCUAUCGAAAAUGAUAAACUUCUUGAGUACCUGGUUAUAAACUGAGUUUAGAGACCAGUCUCAAAAUGGCAGUAUAUGAUUGGUUGAUUUUGAGCAUGUUCUUGAAAUUGACCAAUGGCAAGGCUGCAUUUUGAAACUGGUCUCAUAAGUCAGUUGGUUGAUGUAAAUGUUAUUAUUAUUUAAAUGAAUAUUUAAAGUAAUUACAAAGCAUAGAUCAGCCAUAACUUUUCAUAAAUUUAAUUAAUACAAUUUUCAGUUUAACUAAAUAACUGAAAGUGUGGCUUGGUUGCAAGAUUAAAACUAGGUUACGAGACAAGUCUCAGAAUUUAGUAUUGCCAUUGACCAAUUUGAGAUAUGAGAGUUUUAUGACUGAUUUUAAAAGGACUACGGGUUGUGUUUUAAGGUGCUUGUUCUCCACUUCCAGAAACUGUGCAAUAUUAUUUUGAAAUGUGUGAUAUGUUCUGCUAUAUUUUAUAAAGAAACUGUUGAAAUGUGUUAUAUGUGUCCAUGACACCAGAAACAUAUUUCAUGACAAUGUGAGUGUCCUGAAACCAACAUAAAAUGUAAGCUUAUCUGGUAUUUUCUGCUAUUUUCAUAUCGAGUAUUUUAUGAUUGUUGUUGUUGUUGUUGUUUUUUUUAUUGCAGUAUUGAAAAAUUUUCAGUGAGUGAACACCAAAUGUGGUGUAGUCAUUUGUGAAAAAUUUUAAUUUUGGUGAUCUUA
Molecule: messenger RNA, 2180 nt
Organism: Mercenaria mercenaria
Lineage: Eukaryota; Metazoa; Mollusca; Bivalvia; Venerida; Veneridae
Product: battenin-like
Exons: 14
Coding region: 138-1325 (395 amino acids)
Cellular component (GO): membrane
Source: RefSeq, a predicted model, not a curated record